This is a messenger RNA of Rhinichthys klamathensis goyatoka, 2809 nucleotides long. It is a transcript of the gene fhdc4, whose product is annotated as FH2 domain containing 4. The record is from RefSeq and is a predicted model, not a curated record. NCBI's taxonomy places the organism in Eukaryota, Metazoa, Chordata, Actinopteri, Cypriniformes, Leuciscidae. Bases 189 to 2465 code for a protein of 758 amino acids. The transcript has 12 exons.
AGCGGGUACAGUAGCCAACAGUCCCGUGGGACAGUAGCAUAGCCUACUAUGGAGCAUGCUUUUCUUUUCUGGAAUAUAUAGCCAAAGUAAGUUCGGAUAUUGUCAGACAGUAAUUUCUGUUGGUAGACGUCUGGCUACCUCUCAAACGAGGAUGAUGCAGCAGUAUCUUUGCAAGUGACAUCCAAACCAUGAUACCACCACCGCCGCCGCCGCCACCACCUCCUCCUCCUCCUCCUCCGCCACCCCCUGCCCUCUUCCCUAGUGGAGGCCCGUUUUCCAGAGGGCCGGCACGGGCCUCUAUAAUGCGUAAUUUUAAUUGGGAGGCCAUACCAAAGGACACUGUGCUAGGCAAACAUAACAUAUGGACGGCCGAGAAGAGCAGGGAUUUCGAGUUGGACACCAAAGGUAUGGAGGAGCUGUUCAGCCGCAAUGACCAGAAGAAGGUCCAGGCCACAACCCGCAGCAGUGUACGCCAAUCCCCAAGCAAGGCCCCAGGACCUGAAAUGGUGUCCAUUCUCAACUCCAAGAAGAACAUGAACAUUGGUAUCUUCCUCAAGCAGUUCAGAAGGCCAGUAAGUGAAAUGAUUGACGACAUUAUCAGCGGCAGAGGAGAAAGAUUUGGUACUGGGAAACUGAAGGAGUUGUGCAAACUACUGCCAGAGGAUGGAGAGGUGCGUCAGCUUCUUGAUUUUAAAGGAGACUAUUCAACUUUAUCUGAACCAGAUCGGUUCAUGGUACAACUUGUCAAAGUUCCUUGCUAUGAGGAACGGUUGAACGGUUUAGUACUCAAAGAGGAAUUCUCCCAUUUUGUGGAUGAGGUGAAUCACUCUAUUGCAGUCAUGACCUCUGCUGGACAAGAGCUGUUGGAAUGUGCGGAUCUACAUUCAGUCAUUCGACUAGUCUUGGAAACAGGGAACUACAUGAACUCUGGAGGGUACGCCGGCAGCGCGGUGGGAUUCCGGAUAACGUCUCUUCUCAAACUAGCGGAUACCAAAGCCAACAAGCCUGGAAUGAACCUCAUGCACUAUGUUGUGAUGCAAGCCCAGAAGAUAGAUGCAUCGCUGCUGAAGUUCCCAGAGAAACUACAGAAUAUUGGAGAUGCAGCAAGGAUUCAUAAACAGGAAAUUGAGUCUGAUUUCCAAAAGGAAGUGAGUAAAGUCCAGGUGUCGAAGCAGAAUGCUGGUAAACAUCCAGAUCUGGAAGAACAGAUGAGGGAUUUUCUGCUGAAUGCAGAAACCAGGUUAAAUGAGACCGAGACAGCCUUCAAAACCCUUUCAGCUGUGAGUGAUUCGGUAGCAGAGUAUUUCUGUGAGGACCCCACUCAGUUCAAACUAGAGGAUUGUUGCUCCAUUUUCUACUCUUUCUGUGAGAAGUUCAAACGAGCAGUUCAGGAGAACCUUGAGCGAGACAUGGUGGAUGUGAGGCGCAGGCUGCGAGAGCGCACUCAGAUUGCUGCUAAGCGACGCUCCACCGCCACCUGCUCAUCACGAGACAAAGACAUCGAAGGAGAUGCUCUGGAGUCCAUCCUACAGAGGUUCAACAGUCGGCAAUCCCGCCGUAGAGCUGGGACCGGUUCACCCACGCUGGGGAAUCUGCCUGAGACCCCCUUGAAGAACAACCACCCCGUUGACAACAAAGAGGUUAAGAGGGACAGCUGGAUCAAAAGUGUCAUGCAAUCCUCCUUGAUCAAGGAGAGCUUUGAUAAGGAAGAGACGUCCAAUCACCCAGAGGUUAUAAUCUCAAGCCCGGUGCAGGAAAGUGCCGGUACCAAUUCCUCUCCAGAUCAGCGAGUCUCCGUAUCGACGGAGAAGGAGGAGGAAGAUGCCCAGACCGAGAAAGAAGUGCAGAAUAUGAGAGAGGUGUCACGGAAAGUUUUACAAUACCAGUCCAGUCGAAGUAGUAUUUCAUCCGCCGAGGCCCUGUCGCCGAUCCUGUCUCCCAGGCAGACGUUCUUCCAGGAGGACAGAAGACCGCUGCUGAUCAUGGCCAUAGAAGAAAACGCUUCUAAAUCCAGCCCUCUGCUGCAGAACAGCCAGAUCAUCAAUCGCCGGCACACAAUCGCACUUCCUGAGGCCAAAUGUGAAAGUACCAGCCAAGAGGACCUUUUUGUGCCCUGUAAAGUAGAUGCAUCUCCGGCUCCCUCUAUAGGUGUUAUUGGAAAAGGGAAAUCUGUGGAUUGUAAUAUGCUCACCGCACAACGAAACUCUUUAAAGAUUGAUAAAGAUUCAGAGGCAAAGCCUCUUAAUUCUCUAGAAGAAUCACAAUCAGUUAACUUAUCACAGUCACAAUCAGCCGAGCCAGAAGCAAAGACUGAAGAGACGGUGCCUAGCUUGCAAUUUGGUACUGGCAAAAGAAACAGCCAAACAACAUCAUUUAAAGGCGCUAAAGAGGGCUUCAGCUUUAUGUCUUUAUUUAAGCGCUGGCGUGAAAAAGACAAAUCAAAAGAGCUUGAUUCUGACAGUUGAUUCUGACCCGUGAUAUAAAAAAAAAACCUUGCUGUCUAUUUAUUCAGACUUUCAUGCUGAGUGUCAUCCUGCAUUUAUGGAAAACAAGCUUGGUGCUUUGUCAAUGUUUGCUUGUUAAAACAGCGAAUGGACUUUUAUUUCCACGCCUUCUAUAAAUAACGCACAUGCAAUGGCAUCCAAAAAACACAAUGAAUUUAAAUAUAGCGUUGAGAUCAGUGGAAAAUAAGAUAUUUUAUCUGCAGUGCUCUUUAUGUAACACAAGGGGGCAGUACAUAUGGCAUUACAUUUCCAUGGCGAGACGGAUUCUGUAUCUGCAAAAAUGAACCAUGCACAAUUAUGCAUGA